AUGGGUCUUCUGGAGCCCCUAAUCUCAAUGGCUCUGGGACGAUCUCCUUAUGACGAGGUAAUCUUCCCAAAUACCUCCCAGCAAAAUGAACAAGACAACGAGCAUGAUGGAUAUCGUCAACUAUACGAUGAGCGGGGUCGCCCAAUCAACCCGGAAACCCGGCGCAUCAACAGAGAUGUCGUUCGGUCGCAUAACGAAGUCAUGACGGUGAUAGGUGUCGCUGAGCCUGACAACGGCCCCGAUGAUGCUCAUGCAAUGUCCUCUCAUCGGCAUAAUGUCUAUGAGGACAGGUGGGGAAACAGACUGCUCAAUCUAGGCGGUGUUCUUGAUACGGCCUGUGUCUGGGGCGUGAAUGGCAUGAGACAGCGCAUUUUGCUAUACAAACGGUACAGUCGAGUGCCAUUCACAGAGACAUUCGCCCUCGCCAGACAGGAUCAAUCUCUAGCUGCACACUUCUUGGGCGGCUUGCCAGCAUUUGGCCUGAAUGCAGUGAUCGAUCGCAUGGUAGCCCCAAAGGUCAAGGAAUACCCAAUACUUGGCUAUGCCUCCAUGUAUAUCCGUCUCCACCUGGUUGUGUACACCACGUUCCAACGCUUCGGCAUCAUUCCGGCAACCGAACUUCUUCCCAACUGGAGAUUCUUCAUCCCCGGCUCAAGCAUAUCACCUAUUGUCGUCCCACCGCUGCCAACAUCCCUCUGUCCAGUCGGAAUUCUCAAAUGGAUAGGCGGCACCCUCCUCGGCGUUGCCCCCCUCGGUGGAUUCUUCGCCUACAUGAUCGUCUACAACCACGUUGCCAAGUUCUUCCGAAUGAAGAUUAUAAACAAUCUACCACUCCCCGGUAACCCACGGCCGGCGAAACGCAGAGCGCUCCAGGAUAUCACUCCCGUCCCGCCGACCUUUACACUCGAGAUCCCUCCACCUGUUGAUCAACAUCCCGUUGUCAGCGGCUCAUCAUCCACCCCACCACCUGCCACCGCACCCACGCAACAACAACAACCACAACCCACCACUCGCACCGCAGAGGUUCCCCCCCGAAGACAAAGCAUAACAACCACCACCACCCCGGGCGCCGGCAUCCCCCUUGUAACGGACGACUACGCCUCAGAGGAAGAAGAGCUAGAAGUCAGCGCAACCCUCAUCUCCUUCGACGUCGAAGCAGCUGACUCUUCCAACACCCUCAGCGGUAACUUCAGCAGCAACCCCGCCGAAACAAUCAACUCGGCCAACCCAGGCAUAUGGUCUGCCGAGCUCCGCCCCAAUCCAUCGGAAAACAACCGCGCCGCCCAGGCAAGCAGGGAGCGCACCUUUCGGGACAAUAAACUGAGACGAUUACCUGCUGCGCUGGCGACGGAUGUGUUUGCUAUUGGGCCGUCAAGGUUGAUCAUGAGCCCGGUUGCAGCGUUGUGCUGGACGGCGAUGAUUAGGCCUUACUUGGCGAGGGCGGGGAGGUGGGGGGAGUUGGAGGGGGUGAAUGAGGUUGGACUUUGGGGGGCGUUUAGCUGGGAGGGGGUUUCGAGCUUGGUGGGGAUGGAGUUGGUGUUGUUUAAUUUGAUGGGGAGCGUUUGGACGGUGGUGAGUGGGUUGGCGUGGACGGUGAAGAUGGAUGAGGAGGAGUGGGAGGAGUGUGGGGAGGGGUUGAGGGGGGAGGAACAGGAGGGGGAGGAGGAGAGAUGA
This is a messenger RNA of Podospora anserina S mat+, 1674 nucleotides long. RefSeq lists its product as uncharacterized. The record is from RefSeq and is a predicted model, not a curated record. Lineage: Eukaryota; Fungi; Ascomycota; Sordariomycetes; Sordariales; Podosporaceae. The transcript is spliced from 4 exons. Bases 1 to 1674 code for a protein of 557 amino acids.